UUUGUAUAUUUUUAAUGCCGAUAGUUAUCGGUUUUGAAGGGAGCGCUAACAAGCUUGGUGUUGGCAUUAUUAAAGAUAAUGCUAUUUUAGCAAACAUGCGUCUAACGUACAUAACUCCUCCGGGGGAAGGUUUUCAACCUAGAAAUGUAGCUAAGCAUCACAGGAAAAAAGUACUACAAUUAACUAAGGAAUGCUUAACUCAAGCUGGUCUAAAACCAAAAGACUUGGAUUGUUUAGCUUAUACUAAAGGCCCAGGCAUGGGGGGCCCAUUAGUUUCUGUUGCGGUGGUUGUCCGUACUUUAAGCCAACUAUGGAAGAGGCCGAUAGUAGCUGUUAAUCAUUGCAUUGGACACAUUGAAAUGGGAAGAAAAGUUACUGGAGCUCUUAAUCCAAUAAUAUUAUAUGUUUCUGGAGGAAACACACAAGUUAUUUCCUAUUCAAAAAGUCGUUAUCGUAUUUUUGGAGAGACAAUUGACAUCGCCGUUGGGAAUUGUUUGGACCGAUUUGCUCGGAUCUUACGAUUAUCCAACGAUCCAUCUCCGGGCUUCAAUAUUGAACAGGAAGCUAAAAAGGGUAAAGUUUUAGUUGAUCUGCCGUACACCGUGAAAGGCAUGGACGUCUCCUUCUCUGGAAUUUUGUCUUACGUGGAAGCAAAAUAUAAAAAACUUAUCGAAACAUCCGAGAUAUCAGUUGCGGAUCUUUGCUUUUCUUUACAAGAAACCGUCUUUGCGAUGCUUGUUGAGGUUA
This is a messenger RNA of Zophobas morio, 747 nucleotides long. Its product is annotated as tRNA N6-adenosine threonylcarbamoyltransferase-like. The annotation marks the transcript as partial. The record is from RefSeq and is a predicted model, not a curated record. The transcript is spliced from 7 exons. Lineage: Eukaryota; Metazoa; Arthropoda; Insecta; Coleoptera; Tenebrionidae. Gene Ontology annotation, cellular component: EKC/KEOPS complex; cytoplasm.